UAAGCCUUCAUGCCCGGCUACGGGAUUGCGCCUCCUGCCGUCCGAGCCCUGAAGCCGCCUAGAGCCGAGGAGGCUGCCAAGCCGGCGAAAGUGGCGGAGGCGGCGGCAGCAGCGGCUCCUGCAGCGAGCAGCCGGGACUUGGAAGUGCGCGCCGCCGCCGCCGCCUCUCUGCCCGCGGCGGUGCGAGGCGCGCUGGAGCUGGCGGAAGCCCGGCGGCGGCUGUUGGAGGCGGAGGGCCGGCGGCACCUGGUCUCGGAGCUGGAGAGCCGCGUCCAGCACCUGCACCGCGUCUUCAUCGAGGCCGAGCUGCGCAUGGCCACCCGGGCCGAGACUCUGGGCCGCCUGGGCAGCGGCGUGGCUCAGGCCGAGCUUCACCUCACGGCGCACGGGCAGCGCCUGAAGAAGACGGCGCGGCGCUACAAAAAGGCCCGCCCGCCCGCCUUGUUGGCCUCGGCGCUGGCCCUCAGCAGCUGCGUGCCUUGGGCGGCCUGCCGGAUGAGGCGAGGGGGCGGCCCGGAGCCGCCGGAAUCCCCAUUCCGGAGGAGUUUGCCCGGCACGGCGGAACGGAGCGAGACGGAGCCGCGGAAGAGCAGAGCCGGCGCUUCGUGAGCGUCCCCGGGAAGAUUGCAGGCGACAGGGAAAGACUAGAUGACCUCCAAGGUCCCUUCCAGCUCUAUUCUGAUCGUUUGGUUGAUGGACGUAUCGCGCGCCAAACCUGGAACGAUCCCGCUCGGGAAGGGGAAAGGGAGGCUGCUGGAAAUGGGGACUGUGCGGCGGCAGCUGUUCUUCCCUUCGAUGCUCGUGACUCUAACCGCAUUAACCGGUGGCUGCUCGCCUGCCCAUCAUCUUCCGCGGACUGGCUUCUGCCCAGCCUGUUAAGACUUUGCUAAACUCGAGUUUGAUAGAUGCCACAGAUUUAGUUUAUGCUACACAUCAAGCCAACAUAUUAAGCCAGCAUCUAGUAGUUCUUUGGGCAUGGCGUGUUACAUGAAUACCACAAUUGCGUUUUGUUGGCUCACGGUGAAGCGUCUUGUGUGAAUUCAGCAAACGGAUGGGGUUGGAGAAAUGUUUUAUAGCCUAGAGUAAUAUCGGAAAGAGUACAGGGACAUCAAUAAUUUUCACAUUAUCCAUAAAUUAUGGAAUGAAUGAAUCCUGUGUGGAUUUGAAAUUAGCGCCCUGAAAUGAAAUGCAGAGCAUAUAUUUUAGGGUGGUGGUGUGGGAAACCUUCCAAUUAUUUUUCAACAUAAUUCUUUUAAAAUAAUAUUGUGAUUGAAAUUCAAGUUAUAUCUAAAUUUUCUAGGUAGAGGAGAUGCUUGCCAGAUGACAUGAAUUCCAAUGUUCAUCUGCCUAGCUUGAUAUGUUAAAUUAUUUUAACCAUUUUUGCAAUAUUCCGUACUUGAGUUCACAUUUUUAACGCAGAGGAUUGAUGAUGUGCCCAAAAGCAGUAAUCAUUCUUAUUGUUGUUAUUUUAAAAAGCUAGGUCAGUUCAUGUUCACACAAUUGUCAACCUUGUUUUGCAAUUCUACCAACAUACUUAAAAGGAACAAAAGCCCUAAAAUUAGUUCAGGCAUAAACAACAUAUUUUAGUAAAUUGAGAUCUCUCUCUCUCCUCAUCCCUCUCCCCCCCCCCUCACACAAACACCAGUUUUGCAGUUAUCUAGCUGUAGCUUCUGAGAAGCAGAGGUUGGAAACAGCCAGAAGGUGGAUUGUGCACUGACUUGCUUUGAUAAGGUUACCCUAGUUUCUAAUCAGCAGGACAACAAUUGCUUUGCUUUGAUCUGUGUUUCUUAGAAUGCUUUUUAGUCCAUCCUUCUCUGACAGCAUCAGUUCUCUGAAUCCUUAGUCAUCAUGGCCACUGUUGAAGGUUGCUUGACUCAGUGGGAAUCCAGGGAGAAGAAAUACUGAUGGACUUCUAGGUAGCCUGAAAGACCAGAAACAGCUGUAUGUUUCUGCCAGAUUUUUAAAGCAAAGAGUAGCUUUAAAUGCCUUCAGGCCCUUAUGUGCUGAUAGACAGUCAUAGGAUUCUUUUUGACAUAAAUGAAAAAUGUAUGUGCAUGGGCAGAAUUAAGUGAUUAGGACUGUUUUUUUUUACACUUUCAAUACAAGUUUCUUGGUCUUUUGAAUUCAUGCAGUGUGUUAAUCUGAAACACAAUAUGCAGAAAAUGUUGCAACAUUGGUCUUUUAUUUAGCAGGCUUGAGGGGAGGGGUGUAGGG
Messenger RNA from Thamnophis elegans (Western terrestrial garter snake), 2214 nucleotides. RefSeq names its product TMF1 regulated nuclear protein 1 (gene TRNP1). Gene Ontology annotation, molecular function: DNA binding. The record is from RefSeq and is a predicted model, not a curated record. Gene Ontology annotation, biological process: regulation of cell population proliferation. The transcript has a single exon. NCBI's taxonomy places the organism in Eukaryota, Metazoa, Chordata, Lepidosauria, Squamata, Natricidae. Gene Ontology annotation, cellular component: nucleus. The coding region runs from base 10 to 609 and encodes 199 amino acids.